AUGUGUUUUCAUUUUCGUUGUUUUGUGAGUAAUUGUAUAAGUAUAUUCAUCUCUACAUUUGUAAAAAUAUGCUUUCAUCCAUAUCAUACAGGAUAUUUUUGCCUAAUAACAUUCACGUAUUCAUUCAAAUUUACGUCGAUACAGAGUUGCUUUAAUAGAUCUUUAAUUUUGAUACAUGUUUUACAGGCAUACAUGUUUCACAGCCACACAUGCUUCACAGGCAUAUAUGCUUCACAUGCAUACAUGUUUCAGAGUCAUAUAUGCAUCCAUCACACAUAUACACCGAACAUAUACACCGAACAUAUACAGCGAACAUAUACAUCACACAUAUUCAUGACGUGCAUAUAUGCAUAUAUAUUUAAGUACAUUGUUAUUAAUAUAUUCAUUUUAGCCAAAGUACCCAUUUUGAAGUAUACGCCUAGGUAUACAUAUAAAAUUUUGAUCCUCAGUACAUGGAUUUCUAAUCAUUUAUUUCAUGUGUACUACACAUUAUUAUUUCAUGGCACUAAAUUUUUGUUUACACAAGCCGUAUAUGUAUGUAUAAAUAUAUAUAUAUAUAUAUAUAUAUAUAUAUAUAUAUAUAUAAAACCUUUUGUAACUUUAUAA
Molecule: messenger RNA, 606 nt
Organism: Plasmodium gonderi
Lineage: Eukaryota; Apicomplexa; Aconoidasida; Haemosporida; Plasmodiidae
Exons: 1
Coding region: 1-606 (201 amino acids)
Source: RefSeq, a predicted model, not a curated record